GUACUUUCGAAGUAACGUUGUUUGUGUGGUGGUGGCGAAGGCUUUUUUGAUCCGGUGGUAGCAUGAUGAUCAGGCUGGUUAUGGCGCCUCUACAAUUGUAGUCUAGCUCUGUGACUUUUCACCAGGAAGUUAUGUUUGUUUAUAGCUGAUUAGUUGUAUAAAGCCACAGGAGCAAGUCAACCGUAAGAAUGGAUGACCUCUGCUCUGUUCCCAAUUUGACCGAGGAGAGCCUUCUGCAGGAUUUGCGAACUCGAUUUGAGGACGAACUAAUUUACACAUACGUGGGAACAAUCUUGGUGUCUGUCAACCCCUUCAAGUUUUUCCCAAUUUAUAAUCCUCAGUACUGCCACAAGUAUCAAAACCGCCGACUUGGAGACCCGUCAGUGCGACCGCAUAUUUUUGCCAUCGCCGACGCAGCGUUUCACUCUCUGGUUCAAAAUGGAGCCAACCAGUGUGUUGUUAUUAGUGGUGAGAGCGGCUCCGGCAAGUCAGAGGCCACGAAAAUGCUCUUGUACCACAUUAUGCGCCUCAGUUGCAAAGCGUCAACCGACGGUGACCUGAACAGGAUAUUGGGAACAGCUCCAGUGUUGGAGGCUUUUGGCAAUGCACGAACGGUGUCAAACAAUAACUCCAGUCGCUUCGGAAAGUUCAUCUUGCUGCAGUUCUUGCAGAGCGGAUCCUAUAAAGAAGCAAGCAUUGAGAAGUACUUGCUGGAGAAGUCCAGAGUCAUCUCUCAGUCAAGUGAGGAAAGGAACUAUCACAUUUUCUACUUUAUCUUGGCCGGUGCGCGCCAGCAGCUCAAGGACAGGUUGAGGUUGACGAAGCCCGAAGACUACAACUACCUCAACCACACGGUAGAUGGCCAGGAAAAGUGUUAUCAAGUGCCAGCUAUCGAUGACAAGGCUGAGUUCAAGAAGCUAUGCAAGUCUCUGGACGAUGUGAAGUUCACGGCAAGAAGCCAGGAAGAGGUGUUCACACUAGUGGCUGCAUUGCUUCAUCUUGGCAAUGUCGAAUUUGAGACUGGUGAGGAUGGCCUCUCUAGCGUGAAGAACGAAGACACGCUGCGCUUUGUUGGCCAGCUGCUCAAGGUGGAGGAGGCCACAUUGAGUUUGUCGCUGACCCAACGGACGUCCGUAAUUCGCGGAGCCGAGUUCACUACCCCUUUUCAAGUCAACGAGUCCAUUGAUGCCCGGGACGCCACUGCCAAGGCACUUUACUCCUAUCUGUUCGACUGGAUUGUAGCAAAGGUGAACAGUGUGCUGUCAACGAGGGCGUCCAAUGCCAAGCUUUUGAGCAUUGGCCUGCUGGAUAUCUUUGGCUUUGAGAACUUCAAGGUGAACAGCUUUGAGCAGUUCUGCAUCAACUAUGCCAAUGAGCAGCUCCAGCAGUACUUUAACCGGCACAUCUUCUCUUACGAACAGGAGCAAUACCAAGCAGAAGGCAUUGAGUGGUCAGAAGUGUCCUUCACUGACAACACUCCCUGCCUGGAGCUUAUCAGCAAGCGGCCCACUGGCAUCUUGCAUUUACUGGAUGAGGAGAGCAAGCUGUCUACUGGCACCGAUGAGAAGCUGCUGGAGAAGAUUGGACACCACCAGAAGGAGAACACGUACUUUGUGAUGCCUCGCAAGCUGAAGAACAGCCGACCGGCGUUCACAAUCAAGCACUAUGCUGGUUCAGUCACAUACCGGAUUGAUGGAUUCAGGGAGAAGAACCGAGACAUGCUCCGUCCCGAUGUCAUUGCAGUGCUUCGCAACAGUUCCAAUCCUUUCAUCCUCCGACUUAUCGAGGCAGCAGAGGUCCAGCAGACCGGGCAGUCGAAGGAGAAGGAAGAGCAUCAAGGCGCCCAAUGGCAGAAAAACAGUGGUUAG
Messenger RNA from Sycon ciliatum, 1868 nucleotides. Its product is annotated as unconventional myosin-IXa-like. Gene Ontology annotation, molecular function: GTPase activator activity; microfilament motor activity; ATP binding. Gene Ontology annotation, biological process: intracellular signal transduction. The transcript has 17 exons. Bases 189 to 1868 code for a protein of 559 amino acids. Lineage: Eukaryota; Metazoa; Porifera; Calcarea; Leucosolenida; Sycettidae. Gene Ontology annotation, cellular component: myosin complex; actin filament. The record is from RefSeq and is a predicted model, not a curated record.